AAUGCGUAAGUAGGUUACUGCGCCACGGCGAUCGUCUGCAGAAGAAAAAGAGAGAGAGAGCGCGGGGACCAGCGGGUUUGGCGGUAGUAGUCGAGGCUUUUCAAGCGCGCAGGCGUCUCGUCCAUCUGCCUGCGCCUCUCCCCCUCUCUCCUCAUCUCUUUCUCUCACUGCUCUUCAUAUAUAAAAUGUACAGAAAGUACAAUGGUAGCGAUAGUGAUGAUUGAUGAUGAAUGGGUGGGCCAAAAUAAAAAGCAGUGCGACGUUGGACGCCCAAAAUCCUUCGCGGACGAACAAAAAAUAAUCGCAGCUUGCCCCCCGGCGUUCUAGAAUGGUGCGAUUCGAAAAAGCUAUACACGCGACACGCGUACAUUUGGUAUAAUGGGUGGUAAACGAGAAGGACUAGGUUUAGACAGAAUAGAAGAAGAAAAAAAAGUAAGGUUGUAGUUGGGUAUAGUGCAGUGAUCAACGAAUGCGGUGAAAUGAAGACCUCUUGCAAGAGCCGUUGCCGCGCGUGGGCGGCGACAGGGGUAUCGCUGCUUGCGAAGGGAAAAUCAAAAAGAAGAAGAAAAAAGAAGCCAGAUGUAAAGAAGAAAAAAAGUAGGAACAUCAAGCGUGAAAAUCAGAUGGCCACUCUGUCUCUCUCCCCGCAGAAGGGUAGGGUAUCAAAACAAAAAGGAAGACCGUCAAGAGAAGAAAAAAGGAAAGGGAAAAAAGAGGGUAUGAAGCAAGCAAAUACGAGAAAAUAUCCAAUCUUUCGGAUUGCGCCGCACCUCCGGGCGGCAGCUGGCGCGCGUUGGCCAAAUUGCCGCCCUCCCGAACAAAAGCACCGUCUCAACUCCUCCAGAAACCGUCCGUCCGUCCGUCCGUGAUUCGUUCGCCGUUCCCACCUGUUGUUUCCCUUCAUUUACACCUUUCCGACGGAAUCUUGCAUGUAUGUGACAAAGUAUGUGGUUGUUGGUCUUUAUGUACGGGGUGACGCGCGCGCGCUGAUUAUGUUGCGGUUGUGGCUGUUGUAUUACA
Aplosporella prunicola CBS 121167 is the source of this 1020-nucleotide messenger RNA. RefSeq lists its product as uncharacterized. The record is from RefSeq and is a predicted model, not a curated record. Lineage: Eukaryota; Fungi; Ascomycota; Dothideomycetes; Botryosphaeriales; Aplosporellaceae. The coding region runs from base 480 to 869 and encodes 129 amino acids. The transcript has a single exon.